Messenger RNA from Adineta ricciae, 657 nucleotides. The record is from the annotation of a GenBank genome assembly. Lineage: Eukaryota; Metazoa; Rotifera; Eurotatoria; Adinetida; Adinetidae.
AUGAAGAUUGCAGUGUUUGGCGCAACCGGAACAACCGGUGUAAUAUUUGUCGAACAAGCUUUGAAAGAAAAUUAUCAAUUAAAACUAUAUUGUCGUCCACAAUCGAUCGUCAAACUAGGUGAAUUAUCUUCACAUGCAUCCGUGGAAAUUAUUCAAGGAGGAUUCGACGACGAUUUCACACCUGCAGUCCGAGGAGUUGCUGUUGUCGUUAGUUUUCUUGGCCCUGGACUAAAUUGGCCAUCGGGCAAUCCAUUAGAAAAAGUGAUGAUGAAAAUUAUGCAAACCAUGAGAAAUGAAGGAGUAACAAGAUUUGUGACAAUGGGAACGCCGACAAUAGCCGAUCCUUUGGAUAAAAAUGUCUUCAAAUAUCGAAUUCUAGUUUCUUCAUUGAAACUUCUUCAACCGAAUGUUUAUAAUGACAUGGUCGCCACUGGAAAUUUAUUCAAAAGCGGAAACUACGAUGAUUUAGAUUGGACUGUUGCGCGUAUUUGUUUUUUGAAAAGCUCCGCUCAACCAAAAGAACACAUCCACGUCGGAUAUGUCGGCGACGGUCAAGGUUCACUCGUCAGUCAACGAGUUCAUUGGGUGAAAUUUAUUUUGACGGAAAUUUUGGAAAAUCAUUGGAUUCGCAAAAUGCCAUUUAUUACUUCGAUAUAA